Messenger RNA from Prunus avium (sweet cherry), 2142 nucleotides. Its product is annotated as myosin. The record is from RefSeq and is a predicted model, not a curated record. NCBI's taxonomy places the organism in Eukaryota, Viridiplantae, Streptophyta, Magnoliopsida, Rosales, Rosaceae. Gene Ontology annotation, biological process: cytokinesis by cell plate formation.
GAGUUUGCAGACAGCAGCGGUCUGUCGAAGGAAACCCAAAAAAUCUCUCUCUCCUCAGUCUAAGCUUAAAGCUCCGAACUUGGAGCCUUCCUGUCUACGUUUCUGCAAACCGACGAUCUAGGCGCCCUUUGCCUAUAUUUAUAUUUAACUAACUAACUGACACUAUAUGGACCGGAGACGAACCGACAGCCCGGUCUACGCCCGCCAAUGGACGAGCGAGUCUAGCACCACUCUCGGCGGCGCCACAUCUCCGGCGAUGUCUCCGGUGCGGGGUCACCACGCGCGGUCAUCCUCCGCCAGCGGCAUCUCCAACAUCAAACGCACUCAGAACUUUGCCGCCAAGGCCGCGGCUCAGCGCCUCGCUCAGGUCAUGGCCUCUCAGACCGCCGACGACGACGACGACGAAGAGGACGACCUCGGAUUUCGAUACAGUGCUCCGCCGCCACUCUCUCUUUCUAGAAAUGUCAAUAGUCCUGGUGCUAAGCCUGUGGCUCCGUCUUCCAGGACCACUACUAGAUCGCCUUCGCCCGCGGCGUUAGCACAGAACUCUGUAGAGGAAACUCCACAGGUUCGCUCAACAUCAACUGGAAGGCCAUCAAUGUCUCUCCGUGCAGCGCCUCCAUUGGCACCACCCAAUAGAACAUCACUUAGGACUGCAACUUCCAUGCCACCAUUGGACCCUCCCACCAAUAAUAGGAAAAAAGAGAAUCGAUUCUUAUCAGAAAUAGGACAUUUCAAAGCAAAAGAUUCGGGAGAUCAUCGAGAGGCUUCUGCACUUCGUGAUGAACUCGAUAUACUACAAGAAGAGCAUGAGAAUAUUCUUGAUAAGCUCAGACAGGAAGAAGAGAGAUGUGAUGAAGCCGAUGCUAGAGUUAGGGAACUUGAAAAGCAGGUUGCUGGGUUUGGAGAAGGUGUGUCUUUGGAUGCUAAAUUCUUGAGCAGAAAGGAAGCUGCCUUGCGACAAAAAGAGGUUGCAUUUAAAGAUGCAAAACUGUCAAAGGAUGAGGUAGAUACAGAGGCUGCAUCUCUUCGGUCUGAAGUCGAGAAAGCAAAAGAAGCAAGUGCAGUUGUUAUGCAACAACUUGAUGGAGCUGAAUCUGAAGUGAAAUCCCUACAACUAAUGACACAAAGAAUGAUAUUGACUCAGGAAGAAAUGGAAGAAGUAGUUCUCAAGAGGUGUUGGCUUGCACGCAAUUGGGGCUUAGCUGCAAUGCAUGGUAUUUGUGCAGAUAUUGCAGUAACUAAGUACGAAUACUGGUCAUCACUAGCUCCUCUUCCAUUUGAGGUUGUCAUUUCUGCAGGACAAAAGGCCAAGGAGGAAUCCUGGGAAAAAGGUUAUGAUGAUCUUGAGAAGAGAAACAAACUUGUUCAAGACUUAAAUGAUUUAACUGGAGAAGGAAACAUUGAGAGUAUGCUUGCAGUUGAAAUGGGAUUGAAGGAGCUUGCUUCCUUGAAGGUUGAGGAGGCUAUAGUGCUUGCAUUGGCCCAGCAACGGCGUCCAAACUCUACUCGGCUAUCCUUUUCAGAUAUCAAAUCACCUGCUGACCCAAAGUUUAUGGAGGCUAUUGAGUUGAGUCCAGAGGAGUCUGAGGAUGUACUUUUUAAGGAGGCAUGGCUUACUUAUUUUUGGAGAAGAGCCAAAGUUCAUGGUAUAGAGGAGGAGAUUGCCAAAGAAAGAGUUCAGUUUUGGAUUAACCGCAGUAGGCAUUCACCCACAUCACAUGACGCUGUUGAUGUCGAGGAAGGGCUGAUGGAACUCAGGAAAUUGGGAAUUGAGCAUCGGCUGUGGGAAGAAUCCCGCAAGGCAAUCGAUCAAGACCCUUCCACGCCUAUUGCACAGAAAUCCGCUCCACGGUGAAGAAGCUAUGCUUGAUAGUAAAGAUCUUUUAGAUGUAUGUGCGGUUGUAUGUAUUUUUCCUUUGACUUUAUUUUUUUGUGUUAAUUGGUGUUGUUGAAGUAUUUUUCAUCUGAACUUCUGCCCGACACAGGGCUCCGGUUAUUAACACAUCUAUUCACAAUCGAGGGGUACCCUUUUUUAUUUUAUUUUUUAAAAUUUGUGCUUUCAAAGGGACUCUGUUACUGUCAGUGUUCAUUACAAUUGUACAAAAUCGAAUCUCAAAUAUGCCUUUUAUUUUACCUUCU